GUGCAGGCUGUGCACCUGGCGCCGCCUCCGGAAGAGAGGAAGAGAGGAGCGGGGACCGCGGGGAUCUCGGAGGGAGACCAGCGUCUUGGGAUGCUGCAGGCACCAUGAGCUCCCCGGAAGGGCCAAGCUUCCCAUCCGGGCUGCUCUCAGGGGGCGCCUCUCCCAGCGGCGACGAGGGUUUCUUCCCCUUCAUGCUGGAGCGGCGGGACUCAUUCCUGGGAGGGGGCCCAGGGCCUGAGGAGCCGGAGGAUCUGGCCCUGCAGCUGCAGCAGAAGGAGAAAGACCUGCUGUUGGCCGCGGAGCUCGGCAAGAUGCUUCUGGAGCGAAAUGAGGAGCUGCAACGGCAGCUGGAGACGCUGAGCACCCAGCACUCUGAGCGUGAGGAACGGCUGCAGCAGGAGAACCACGAGCUCCGUCAGAGGCUAGCAGCACGGGGAGCCGAGUGGGAGGCCAGGGCUGUGGAGCUGGAGGGGGACGUGGAAGCCCUGAGGGCCCAGCUGGGGGAACAGCGCUCAGAGCACCAGGACAGUGGGCGCGAGCGGGCACGGGCCCUCAGUGAACUCAGUGAGCAGAACCUCCGGCUCAGCCAGCAACUGGCCCAGGCCUCCCAGACUGAGCAGGAGCUUCAGAAGGAACUGGAUGGCCUUUGGGGGCAGUGCCAGGCUCAGGCCCUGGCUGGAGCAGAGCUGAGAACACAGCUGGAGAGUCUGCAGGGUGAGAACCAGAUGCUGCAGAGCCGCCGUCAGGACCUGGAGGCACAGAUCCGAGGCCUGCGGGAGGAGGCAGAGAAGGGCCAGGGCAGGCUACAGGCAACCCACGAGGAGCUGUUGGUACUGCGGCGGGAGAGGCGGGAGCACAGCCUGGAGCUGGAACGUGCGCGCUCCGAGGCCGGGGAGGCACUGAGCGCGUUGCGGAGGCUGCAGAGGCGCAUCUCGGAGCUGGAGGAGGAGUCGCGCCUCCAGGACGCUGACGUGUCAGGAGCCUCGCUGCAAUCAGAACUUGCCCACAGCCUUGACGGCGACCAACACCAGAACCAGCACCAGAACGCGGAUGGACGCAGAGACGCCCUGACCCCGGAGACCCAAGAGGCAUCCAGUAACCAGCCUUCGCCCCAGGAGGAGAGCUUGGAGCCUCCCAAGAAGCGAACAUCCCUGAGCCCAGGGGAGAUACUGGAGGAGAAGGAGGCAGAAGUGGCCCAGCUGCAGGAUGAGAUCGAGCUGCAACGCGCAGAGCUACAGUCCCUGAGGGAGGAGCUGCAAAGGCAGAAGGAACUGCGAGAGCAGGAGGACCCCGAGGAGGCCCUAAACAGCGCCCUCUCAGACAGGGAGGAGGCCGUAAACAAGGUUUUGGAACUGUCCCUGGAGCUCAGCCGCGUCUCUCUGGAACGGGACUCCCUCUCCCGGGAGCUGCUUCGCACCAUCCGCCAGAAGGUGGCGCUGACGCAAGAGCUGGAGGCCUGGCAGGACGACAUGCAAGUGGUGAUUGGGCAGCAACUGCGUUCCCAACGCCAGAAAGAGAUGAGCGCUGCCGGAUCAGUUCCUCAUCGCCCCGCGCCCCGCUUCUCGUUGCGCCGGGCCCCUGGGCCCGCCGGCGGCUUUUUCAGCAACCUCUUCCGAAGGACCUGAGGGCCGGGCUAUGGGACCUGCCCUUGCUCUCUGUGGCUCACUUUCCCUUUCUGGCCAAUAGAGUGACUGACGGGGUGGGUCCUGGUUGUCUUCCCGAGGGGGCUGCUGCCCUCCCAGCCCCGGGAGGCUGAGCAGGGGCUCAUCGGGAGCAGGGACCAGCUUUGGGGGCCAGGGUCCCCAGGUGGGUGGCAGGGGCAGGUGGGGAAGAGCUACCUAUUUUUUGAAUCUAUUAGAGGUCUUAUCUUUUCUAAGCACUAGGCCCCCUGGCCCUGGCAUGCUCCAAGGUGGGGGUAGGUAUUUAUGCAUCAGGAUCAGACAGAGUA
Hipposideros armiger (great roundleaf bat) is the source of this 1948-nucleotide messenger RNA. It is a transcript of the gene BICDL2, whose product is annotated as BICD family like cargo adaptor 2. The record is from RefSeq and is a predicted model, not a curated record. The coding region runs from base 105 to 1625 and encodes 506 amino acids. The transcript is spliced from 10 exons. Lineage: Eukaryota; Metazoa; Chordata; Mammalia; Chiroptera; Hipposideridae. Gene Ontology annotation, biological process: vesicle transport along microtubule; Golgi to secretory granule transport.